Molecule: messenger RNA, 633 nt
Organism: Scaptodrosophila lebanonensis
Lineage: Eukaryota; Metazoa; Arthropoda; Insecta; Diptera; Drosophilidae
Gene: cato
Product: transcription factor 21
Exons: 1
Coding region: 1-633 (210 amino acids)
Molecular function (GO): protein dimerization activity
Source: RefSeq, a predicted model, not a curated record
AUGAGCCUUCACAAAGGACAGCUACCGAAAUUCGGCGAGCUGCGAGCGCAGGAUUUCUACUAUUCCUCCGAAGAUGACAACAGUUCACAAUAUUUAGGAAGCCCAAACUUUAGUCUAUCCUUGGUUUCUGGAGGAACCGAUAUGCCACACUAUGACUAUAACAAUGGUCCCUAUAUGUCACCAGACUGGCAGCUUUUGGAUAGCGCGGCGCCACCCAUGGAGACAGGUCCGUGCUCGGUAAAUUAUGAAAAUUGCAUGGCACAAGCGACGGAUAACGCUGACACAGCUUAUGUGAAGAAAUCAAAGUCUCCUGGACGCAAGACGGGAUCUAGAACAUUAAGAAGUCGCUCUCCAAGCUCUGGCCAAUCACCGCUCAGUCCCACAAUUCGAAAACGUCGACGACAAGCGGCCAAUUUGCGGGAACGCAGACGAAUGAACUCCUUGAAUGACGCAUUCGAUAGGUUGAGAAAGGUGGUACCAGUACCGUCUAUGGAUCAAAAGCUGUCCAAGUUUGAAACAUUGCAGAUGGCCCAGUCCUAUAUCCUGGCCCUGUGUGACCUCUUGGAACAUAACGGCGAUACUCACCCCUAUACGAUUUUCGACGAGCACAGUUUCGAGCUGGGCGGGCACUAA